AUGCAGACUGCCUCUUAUUAUCCAGUCCAGGGCCAGGAAUCCGGGGUCAUGGAAUUCGGAUAUUCUAAUACGCCUCCUAAGUACACCGAAAUGGAAGGUGAAGAUGCCAGUAUAAAUAGCAGGGAUAGCCCCAGAUUCCCGGGGCCAACCUCUUCUCUCGAUUAUCAAUAUCAACGGGCUAGCUCUUAUGUCCACAGCCUACCUAGGGAUAGUGGCUCCUCUAGACGACAUUCCCGUGAGAGGGGCCUGCAACCUCUUCAGAAACCAGUUGUCAUUCCUCAAAUGACCACAGCAAGGGGUCAGCCAUUCUCAAGAGCAUACUCCCCUUUGUUACAAUCAUAUGGCAUUACAGCAGUGGAGUUUAUGGAAUUCAUUGACAAUCUGAAUAUUGAAAAAGGAAAGGGUUUUAACAACCCUCUUCAGGGACUGGAUAUGCCAAUUGUGUCGGGAUUAGUAAAUAGAGCCACUAAUAUGGCCACAAGAGCAGGAAUCCUAGAUGGAUUCAGUGAAAAUUUGGACCAGUUCCUGUACCAUGCUAAUCAUGAUAUAUUCUUCCCACGACAGCUUCAGGUGAAAAUAUGCACUACAUCCGAGUUACAUUCUGUUCUGGAUCUGCCUCGUGGAAUCAGUGUAGGAAGUCCUAAUGAACUCUCCAAACUCAGCAACUUCAUUUCUCCUCUGACAUUUGACGUUCCAUCUCCCACUAGACAAACGUUUUCAUUCCAAAAUAUUAUGCCCCAACAACAUGUCACCUCUUCAUACUGCCAUGAUCACAGACCCUCCAGAUGUGAGCAAAGAAGAUCUGAUAGAGAGUACAGGAGGUUCUCCAGAAAGCAAGAUAGAGAGCUGCACAAACUAGAGAGAAACCUGGACCGAGCUAACAGAAAAAGCGAGCGAGACAUCAGCAAGGCAUUUAAUAGAGGAGACUCAAGAAACACUCAAGUCGUCAACGCACUCCAAGAACAAGAACGUGAAAUGUAUAGGAUCCAGCAGGACAUGGCGAUGCUGCGAUUACAGACGAGGUCUCGAGGGGAUAACUGCAGUCCCUCCUGCCAUGGAUACACCAGCACCCCACUACUGUGGCUUGUGGUAGUUAAUAUUUAA
Molecule: messenger RNA, 1104 nt
Organism: Sugiyamaella lignohabitans
Lineage: Eukaryota; Fungi; Ascomycota; Dipodascomycetes; Dipodascales; Trichomonascaceae
Exons: 1
Coding region: 1-1104 (367 amino acids)
Source: RefSeq, a predicted model, not a curated record